CAAAUCUACUUCUUCACUCUGCCUUGAAGGAAAAGAAAAGGGUAGCUCAAAAAGCUUUCACUCUCCCAACACUCCAUUAAAAAGGGGAGAGAAAACACACACACACACACAGAAAACGCACACAGUGAUCCCAAAACGACGUCGUUAUUCAAUCCGACAACACUACUCCGUUAACAGAAUGUUCAGAAACCAGUACGACACCGACGUGACAACAUGGUCACCUGCGGGAAGACUAUUUCAGGUAGAAUAUGCAAUGGAAGCAGUAAAGCAAGGUUCAGCAGCAAUAGGUUUGAGAUCUAAAACACAUGUGAUUUUGGCAUCUGUUAACAAGGCGAAUUCGGAGUUAUCUUCUCAUCAGAAGAAGAUCUUCAAAGUUGAUGACCAUAUUGGAGUUGCAAUUGCUGGAUUAACUGCUGAUGGACGUGUGCUUUCACGGUAUAUGCGUACUGAGUGUAUUAAUUAUGGUUAUUCUUAUGAGUCUCCGUUGCCUGUUGGAAGACUUGUUGUUCAGCUUGCUGAUAAAGCUCAGGUUUGCACUCAACGAUCCUGGAAACGGCCUUAUGGUGUUGGCUUGCUUGUUGGUGGACUGGAUGAGUCUGGUGCUCACCUUUAUUACAAUUGUCCUAGUGGUAACUACUUCGAGUAUCAAGCUUUUGCCAUUGGAUCUCGGUCACAAGCUGCAAAAACCUAUUUGGAACGUAGGUUUAAGACUUUCACGGAUUCUUCACGUGAAAGCCUGCUUAAGGACGCACUAUUUGCACUGAGAGAAACUUUGCAGGGAGAAAAACUAACAAGCUCCAAUUGCACGGUUGCUGUGGUAGGAGUAGGAGAGGCUUUCCAUACACUGGACAAGGAAACCAUACAGGCAUUGAUCAAUGAAUUUGAGAUAGCUGGUGAAGAUGCUCCUGCCGAAGUCCCAGUGGAAGCUGCUGGUGAUGAACCCGCAGCACCUGAAGAUGGUGCUGCCCCUGCUGAUGAAGGAGCUGCCCCAAUGGAUAUUUGAUAAUGUUCUUCCUUUAGGCUUCCCCCACUUUCAUAUUCAGAGAUUUCUUCUUAGAAUGUUGAGAUUUUGUGGCACGAUGGGUAAUAUUUUCUGCUUGGAUGUUUUAUUAUGCAAUCAUGCUCUACUUUGGUCCAAACAUUUCAAAGCUUAUGCUUCUGAAUUUGAUCUAUAAACAGCUUAUAUGACUUUGUUGA
Capsicum annuum is the source of this 1197-nucleotide messenger RNA. Its product is annotated as proteasome subunit alpha type-1-A-like. The transcript has 2 exons. NCBI's taxonomy places the organism in Eukaryota, Viridiplantae, Streptophyta, Magnoliopsida, Solanales, Solanaceae. Gene Ontology annotation, biological process: ubiquitin-dependent protein catabolic process. The coding region runs from base 179 to 1003 and encodes 274 amino acids. The record is from RefSeq and is a predicted model, not a curated record. Gene Ontology annotation, cellular component: proteasome core complex, alpha-subunit complex; proteasome core complex.